GUUUUAAAUCGCCGGCCGCUCCAACCGGCGUGCCACGUUGCUGCGGCGUUGGGCUUCUGUUGUCAUCCAGCGAUGCCGGGCUGGGCCGGGAGGGGCGGUGGCCGCCGCCAGCGUCUUCGGCAAAGUCCGGAAGCGGUCGGGCGCGUUCGGCAGAGGGCUUUCUAAAGGCGCGCGAGCCGAGCCCCGCGCGUCGGAGGAGGAGGAGGGGGGCAACCGCUGGCCGCCGCCGCCGCCCAGGUUACCUCAGGAGGGGCUCCUCAAGGACGCCAUGCUGACCGACAGCCUGGUGGAGGAGUUCGAGAUCCGCGACGAUGAGCCUUGGUACGACCAGCAGGACCUGCAGCAAGAUCUCCAUCUUGCUGCCGAACUUGGGAAGACACUUCUGGAUCGGAACACAGAGUUGGAGUCAUCUCUGCAGCAGAUGUACACAACCAACCAAGAGCAGAUACAGGAGAUUGAGUACCUUACAAAACAGGUGGAAUUGUUGCGUCAGAUGAACGACCAGCAUGCCAAAGUCUACGAACAGCUCGAUAUCACUGCCAGAGAUCUAGAAGAUGCUAAUCAAAAACUAGUGGCAGACAGUCGAUCUUCGCAGCAAAAGAUCUUAAGCCUUACCGAGACAAUUGAAAAUCUUCAAACACACAUCGACGACCUCCAGAGACAAGUAGAGGAGCUGAAAACCUCCACCCAGGGCUGCGUGAACCGCGAAAGACCCGAGCAGCCGAGAUCAGUCCACAGUUUCUCGUGCCUGAAAGAACUGUAUGACCUUCGCAAGUAUUUUGUUUAUGAUCAUAUUUUUGCAGAAAAAAUUACCUCUCUGGAUUCCCAGCUGAGUCCUGUGGAGGAAGAGAAUCAGAGUUUAAAGAAGGCCAUGACUCUCUUGCGAGCCCAGCUCGAGGUGGAAAAAGAGAAGAGGGUGACAAUGGAGGAGGAGUACGGCCUGGUGCUGAAAGAGAACUGCGACCUCGAGCAGAGACUGGCAGACGUCGAUCUCUACCGCAACAGAGCCGAAGAGCUGGAGGCCGAAGUGGCUGAAAUGCGACAGAUAUUCCAGUGUGAAAACCCGUUUGUCAGUGGCGUGGAAAAGCUCGUGCCGGAGCCUUUCUUCAUUUCCUUGAAAGACUCUCUAGAAAAAGAACUGAACCGGAGCCCUUCGGAUGGGAUGUUUCUGACUGUUCCAGAGGUCGACAAGAGGGCUCUGAGGAGAAGCAGCAGCGAGACCGUCUUGGGGAGCGCUGUGGGCGGAGAUCUCCUCAAGGGCCACGAAGAAACGUGCAUCCGGAGGGCCGAAGCCGUCAAGCAGAGGGGCAUCUCUCUGCUGAACGAGGUUGAUGCCCAGUACAACGCUCUGAAGGUCAAAUACGAGGAACUCCUGAAGAAGUGUCAGACGGAGGAGGAGUCCGUGAGGCACCAGGCAGUGCAGACCUCAAAGCAGUAUUCCAAAGAGGCACACGUGGGCAACGGGGCCUCGGACAUUCACGCAAGAGAGCCGGAAGGCACAAACCCUGACCUGGUCAGCCUGCCCACCAAUGCGCCCCCAGAGUACCAACUUCUCUUCAAGGAAAUCUUCACUUGCAUUAAGAAAACCAAGCGAGAGAUCGACGAGCACCGAACCAAGUAUCGCUCUCUCUCGUCUCAGUUGUGAUAGCCUCUCGGGUGUUUCCCUUGUAGCACAAAUCUGUAUUACCUAGAAAGAGCGCUGAUGCAGAUCUAUGGCAUCAGUGACGUGACGCAUGAAUGUCUGUGUUCCAGAGUGCAUGUAGACUGUUUUUGUUCACGUAGGAUGGGUGGGGUCUACUUAGACAUGUGCAUUUUGCUAAGGAAGCAGGGGCUUCUUGCAGGUGAAGGAAAACUGACUUGCUCGGAGGGAGUCGCUAAGGAGGGUAGAUUGGCAAAUAAACAUAUUUGGGUAGCUUCUCGAAUGCAGGGAAUGGGCUCUUGUCCGAAAACGUGAGGACCAAAGAGGAAGCUCUGUUCUGUGUGAAGCCGCUAUGCCUGGAGUAGGUUACUCUUUCAGGUCAUCCCUAUGGCCAGAAGUUAAAAAAAAAGAAAGUAAAAACUGCUGUAGCCGCUGAAUGCUAUAAUUGUAAAACUAAAUUAUGAAACCUCUGAAAGGACACCAUGUUUGAUGUUGUGAUUGUAAAGAGGAUGUUUCUGAAACAGUUGUCCCUUAUAACCUGCUAGUAAGUCCAAAUGGAUCCACAACUGACUAGCUUCCAAUGGAUCGACGUAUUAUUCCCGAAAAGCCAGUCUGACCUAUAAGGGAAACGUUUUUUUAGAAAUUGCUGGAAAAGACAGGCUCCGUCUUGCAAGUGCCGAAGGGUCCAUUUUAGGAAGAGAGAAGUGACUAUUAAUUUGUUCCCGUAAGCAAGCAAAUGUUGUUCUGAGUCGGCUCUGGAUGUCAGAAGUUUUUGAAAGAGGACGAAGCAAAAAAAAAUAAUUGCGUGAAAUGUGGCAUCUGCUCAUUCUCUGUAUGCCCGAAAUACGUCCAGCUGCGAGUUUCUAUGCUUGAAUCCGUUUUUGUGCACGACGCUUAAGUUGCUGCACAGUGAACUCAAAUAGUUACUUCUCUUGACACUUUAGCACAACCGAGGGAGCACGACAGCAGUCACAACCCCGACACGACAGCAGUCACAUAAGCUAGUAACCGUCCGUUACAAAAAGUUCCCCUGAAUGUAGCAAGUGUCCCGUCUAUAAAAGGACCUGUGGGGUAAAUGGCUUGGAUGGGUGUAUAAUGUUUAGGAUACUCUGUCGGAGGGAGGGGGGGAGACCAAACACUGUAGACGGUUCUCCUGCUUGUAGCCGCGUGUGUUAGCCGAGUGCCCAGCCUGUAACUUCUGUUGUCACAGAAAGGUUGUACUGAAUGCAGGAAGGUACCAUGAUAGUAGGAAGGAGCCAAAUCUCUGUUGGUUCCUUGGCUGUGGAGGUCUGUUGUUGGGGAUACAGAUAGAGAACGUAAAGCAAGAUUGCCCAUCUUGAGUAGUUUAAGUUUAAAUGCCUGGGCACAGGGCAAGAUGAGGGGUAGUGAUAGGUUCUUGAAGUGGGGUGGGGGGUGGGACACGAGAGAUUACGGGCAAAUCUAAGAAACAGGAAGGAACAGCAAUGCUAGAAAACUGAGGUGGGCUGCGAGCUGAAAGGAGUGAUACUUGUCAACAGGGGUGUGAGAAAUAAAACUUGAACUGCCUAAAAGGUAUCGCAGCUUUAAUUUAGUUGCAGCCGCCGCACACUUCUCUGCCUUAUGUACAGUAUACCCAUUCCGACAAGUUUUCAGCACACGGAAACACGUUUCGCAAGAAAAACGCAUGUUUAAACUUAUUUAAAGGGCUGUAAGCUAUUGUGAACAUUUUGCGUAAAGUUAAUAAACGUCUUCGGCAACUACAA
Molecule: messenger RNA, 3381 nt
Organism: Sphaerodactylus townsendi
Lineage: Eukaryota; Metazoa; Chordata; Lepidosauria; Squamata; Sphaerodactylidae
Gene: CDR2
Product: cerebellar degeneration related protein 2
Exons: 5
Coding region: 269-1645 (458 amino acids)
Source: RefSeq, a predicted model, not a curated record